This is a messenger RNA of Syngnathus typhle (broad-nosed pipefish), 1635 nucleotides long. It is a transcript of the gene atg3, whose product is annotated as autophagy related 3. The transcript has 12 exons. NCBI's taxonomy places the organism in Eukaryota, Metazoa, Chordata, Actinopteri, Syngnathiformes, Syngnathidae. Gene Ontology annotation, molecular function: Atg8-family ligase activity. The record is from RefSeq and is a predicted model, not a curated record. Gene Ontology annotation, cellular component: cytosol; cytoplasmic ubiquitin ligase complex. Bases 113 to 1057 code for a protein of 314 amino acids. Gene Ontology annotation, biological process: nucleophagy; autophagy of mitochondrion; autophagosome assembly.
GUGAUACACGAAUGUUGCUGCUCCACCCUCUGUUUUCGAAAUAACAAUGUUGAGUUAGCUCCGUGUUCUUCUGUAUGCUUCCAGGGAGAGUCCCUUUAUUUGAUCCCGCAAGAUGCAGAACGUCAUUAACACGGUAAAAGGAACGGCUCUCGGAGUGGCCGAGUUUCUCACGCCAGUGCUCAAGGAAUCAAAAUUUAAAGAAACUGGAGUCAUCACACCAGAAGAGUUUGUAGCCGCUGGGGAUCACUUAGUUCAUCACUGCCCCACUUGGAAAUGGGCCACUGGGGAAGAAGUGAAAGUAAAGCCGUAUUUGCCCUCGGAUAAACAGUUCCUCUUGACACGCAAUGUUCCCUGUCACAAGCGCUGUAAACAGAUGGAAUACUCAGACGAGUUGGAGGCCAUCAUAGAGGAGGAUGAUGGAGACGGGGGAUGGGUGGACACUUACCAUAAUGCAGGUGUAUUAGGUGUCACUGAUGCUGUACAGGAAAUUUCACUGGACAAUAACAAGGACAAGAAUAUGAAUAGCACAUCUGCAGAGUGUUGUGAUGAUGGUGAAGAUGACGAAGAUGGUGAGGCAGCAGAUAUGGAAGAAUAUGAGGAAAGCGGCUUACUGGAAACGGAUGAGGCAACCCUGGACACCAGUAAAAUGGUGCAAGCCAAAGUGAAAGCAGAGCCCGGGAGUGAAGACGCCAUCCUCCAGACGAGAACAUACGACCUGUACAUCACGUACGAUAAAUACUACCAGACGCCUCGACUCUGGCUGUUUGGAUAUGAUGAGGACAGGCAGCCUCUGACUGUGGAACAAAUGUAUGAAGACAUCAGCCAGGACCACGUGAAGAAGACUGUCACCAUUGAGAACCAUCCACAUCUUCCUCCGCCCGCCAUGUGCUCUGUCCAUCCCUGCAGACACGCAGAAGUGAUGAAAAAGAUCAUCGAGACUGUGGCCGAAGGGGGCAAUGAACUUGGAGUGCACAUGUACCUUCUCAUUUUUCUCAAGUUUGUCCAGGCUGUCAUUCCCACAAUAGAAUACGACUACACAAGACACUUCACCAUGUAGAAAUACUGAUUGUGCAAAAUCCCUUAUUCUGCCGCUGUCAUAUGAUCUGAUUUGGUGACAAGGGGAUGUUUGUCUCAUUUUGAAACACUUGGCACCUGGCAACAAAAUAUGCAUCCGAAAUGCAACUAUGAUUUCAGUGAGAAAGGAAAAACUCAUCUAGUUCUCAAACGUGAUGUUUUGUCUCAAGGCGGAAACAAUUGAAGCCUUGCACAUUCGUAACUGUAACUUUCGAUCAAUAUCGUAACAGCGGGAAAAGACUUUGAACACUUGUCCGGCACUCUGUCCGAAGCAAGGCAAAGCUAACUACAUCGUCAAUGCUUUACGGAAGCGCUUGUCCUUACUGAUCGACCGCAUACAAAGUCACAUUCCAUCGUUGUAUCGUACCUCUGAUUUCAUGUCAUCCGUACUCUGCUACUUUCAGUUCACCGUAUUUUGGGGACUGUCUGCCACUUAUGCUAAGGCAGUUUAGCCUACCGGUAUUCAGUAUGUCAUGUUUACAUUAGCACUGAGGUGGAACCAAAAAAGGACCCUGAAAUCAAAGCCAACACGGUGACAAAAUUGUUGGUACCCUUUUGUGU